GGCACUCCGCGCUGAUCAGACGAGCACUGAGCGAUCGAUACCGCGGCAAAGCCUGACUACUCGGAGAAGGAGAGGGCCGGAGUGUUCCGACCAAACGGAACAGCUUGUCGCCAGCCUCCGGGGACUCGACACAGCCCAAACUCGAGACAGGCUAGGCUGGCAGAGGGCCCGAUGGCUGAAGACCACCGAGAGCCCCUGGCAGGAGCCGGCGCCCUCCGGGAGACCCUCCGGGCACUCCUGCCCCACACGAAGGAGGAGCUGGUGCCAGAGCUCGGGGAGAAGGUAGAGCGCAGCGUGGUGCGGCUCCUGUGGGAGGCCGCCGAGCUGUUCUGCGGGGGCUGCUGGAGGGAGUGUCUGCAGGCCAGCGAGGCCAUCCUGGACUACUCCUGGGAGAAACUCAACACGGGCCCGUGGCAGGACGUCCACAAGGACUGGCGCCGUGUCUACGCCUUCGGCUGCCUCCUGAAGGCCGUGUGUCUGUUCGAGGAGCCUGGGGAUGCCCCCGCAGUGGCCGCAGCCCUGAAGGCCUGUGACAUGGGCCUGCUGAUGGGGGCGGCCAUCCAUGGGGACAUCCUCAUUAAAGUCGCCGCCGUCCUCCAGGCGCACCUCCCCUCGGGAAAGAGGCCCGGCCCAGGCCCGGCCCAGGAGCAACCCAGCAUGAAGAAAGCGAGGGAAGACCCUGUUUCAGUUCCGGAUGUGGCGUUGGAGAGACCGGUCCCCCGGCUUCGCUGUCCGUCCCUCCAGCAUUUCAGGAAGCAGUUUCUGGUUCCCGGGAGGCCUGUGAUCCUGGAAGGCGUGGCGGACCAGUGGCCGUGCAUGACGAAGUGGAGUUUGGAGUAUAUCCAAGACAUUGCCGGCUGCCGAACUGUCCCGGUGGAAGUCGGUUCCAGGUACACGGACGAGGACUGGUCGCAGACGCUCAUGACGGUCAAUGAGUUCAUCAGCAGAUACAUCAGGAGUGAGUCGAGGGACGUCGGGUACCUCGCGCAGCACCAGCUCUUUGACCAGAUCCCAGAGCUGAAGCAGGACAUCGGCAUCCCGGACUACUGCUGCCUGGGCGACGGGGAGGAGGAAGAGAUCACCAUUAAUGCCUGGUUUGGUCCCCAAGGAACCGUGUCCCCCCUUCAUCAGGACCCUCAGCAGAACUUUCUGGUCCAGGUGCUCGGCAGGAAGUACAUCCGGCUGUAUUCCCCGCAGGAGUCAGAGGCUUUAUAUGCGCACGAGACGCACCUUCUUCAUAACACGAGCCAGGUGGGUGCUCGGGGACCCCGCGUGACGCUGCAGAUUCUCCCACCCAUCCCUGGAGACCAGGCAGGUGACCGCUCGGGUUUUCUUCAGGUUGACGUGGAGAAUCCCGACCUGGAGAAGUUCCCCAAGUUUGCUGAGGCCCCGUUCCUGUCCUGCGUCCUGUCUCCCGGAGAGAUCCUGUUUAUCCCGGUUCAGUACUGGCAUUACGUGCGGGCUCUGGACUUGAGCUUCUCCGUCAGCUUCUGGUGGUCGUAGCCAGGGUGCAAGGGUCCGAGACGCGUCCCCUGCUCCACACCCGGCCUGUGCCGGAGCCUUUGCUGGAGACCAGGCUGGGCGCUGGCCGGACACGGGGCGAGGGUGCAGCAAGGCGCACGCUCCGGGCCAGGUGCGUGCAGCAGAGGCAGGUGGGCCAGACCCCAGGAGGACGUCCCCGGCCGACACCCCGCCUGGAGACCCCGGGCAUCGUGAGGCCUGAGGUGCUGGGGACACGGACCAGCAGUGUGCAUGGCGUUAGGGGUGGGCUCUGAGGUCGGCUGCCUGGAUUCAUACCUGGCCCCUUGGCUUACUUGCUGUGGGAGAGGUGGGAUGGAUACCUCACUGUGUGUGUGUCUCCAUGGGGAAAACAGGGCAGCUCGAGCACCCACCACGGAGAGUUUGAGAGGCAGUGUGCGGACAGAGCCCCGGCAGGUCCACGAGCAUUAGCUGCUGUCUGAUCUUAAUAAUUACUGUGAUUGCCACCGACUUGUUUGUCAUGACUGGCCUGACAGGACAGCCCCAACCCGCAGACUCUGGAGGAGGCGCUGGCCACGGGCGAUGGUCCCUCUCGGCUUGCUCAGCCCAGCCCUGCCGGCAGCGGGAAGUCUGGGGAGGUUUCUGUUGUCAUUAUGCACGCACGGCCUGACAGGCGGCCAUGGCCAUCUCCUAGGCUGCAUUUUCAACUGUGCCCCCUCCCAGCAGCCAGUCCCCGCACCAUGAAACCACCCUCAGCGGUGCCCAGAAGCCCCCUCCUGCCCCUCGGUCUCAUUCAUUCCCCCCUUGCAGAGAGAGCCGUCCGCCCAGGGGAGCAGGUGGCCCUGCACGUCAGCUCCAUGUCCCCGCA
Mirounga angustirostris (Northern elephant seal) is the source of this 2347-nucleotide messenger RNA. RefSeq names its product lysine demethylase 8 (gene KDM8). The record is from RefSeq and is a predicted model, not a curated record. The transcript is spliced from 7 exons. Gene Ontology annotation, molecular function: histone H3K36 demethylase activity. NCBI's taxonomy places the organism in Eukaryota, Metazoa, Chordata, Mammalia, Carnivora, Phocidae. Gene Ontology annotation, cellular component: nucleus. The coding region runs from base 172 to 1503 and encodes 443 amino acids.